UUUUGAAAGUCGCCGGCACGAGCCGCAAACCGUGCGACGUGCGCGAGUUGCAGCAAGGUUCUUUAUUCUAUGGUUGCAGCAAGGGUUGAAUUAUUCAAGUCGCAAAGCGGUUGAGAAGUGAGCAGCAAUAUGCAUUCUUUUUCGGAUGACGAAACUUCCUUUCGGUGUCGUGUGCCCGACCCUGCAUUUGGGAGUGGCAGAACGAGCUUUGCAUGGGGGAUUGGGAAUUCCCUCAUGGUUUUCCCUCAGGCUCCGGAUGCCAAGCAAGCCAAACCGAAAGGUCAAAGAAAGGCCGGCUACCUGCAUGAUGUCUGUUGGAACACUUCCCUCUACAACAGCGUGAUGAGACAGCUGGUCAAUGAGUCAUCUUCGGUGUUCCUAGACUUGCAGAAUUUUGCUCGAGAGUUCAAGGGUGAGACAGCACAUCCAGGCUUCGUGACGACCAGCAGGAGUUACCGUGCUACCCUGAAUGGCUGCUGGAAUAGCUGCCAGGAGGAAAUGCAGUCAGUGGAUGAGGACAGCAGGCUGGAUUUUAACUGCAAAGGUGAGCAUUGACCAGUCAUGGCCUUAAUGAACAAGAAACAUUAUGAUGAUGCAUGCAAUUUCAGGCAACGUGCUUCACAUUGCUUUCUG
Dermacentor silvarum is the source of this 633-nucleotide messenger RNA. RefSeq lists its product as uncharacterized. NCBI's taxonomy places the organism in Eukaryota, Metazoa, Arthropoda, Arachnida, Ixodida, Ixodidae. The record is from RefSeq and is a predicted model, not a curated record. The transcript has 6 exons. The coding region runs from base 130 to 555 and encodes 141 amino acids.